AAAGGGCUUUCACCAACAACCCACCAAACUUGCACUGAGAAUUUCGUAUACCCAUCACUGAAGCAGCCUCCUCCGCCAUCUCCUUUUUCUUUUCUGGUCGAACAUUGUAACUUCGAUCGCGCACAUCCAGGCAGUUACAGACUACUGCUGAUAUUGUUGCAGCAGCCGUUUUCCUCACCAAAAAUCAACAAAAGCAAAAAUGGCUUCAAGAUCGCUGUGGUCGUCAAGGGCUGCUUCAUACCUCAGAAUCUCUGUGUUCCAAAGAGGGUUUACUUCAGUUCUGAAGGAUCUGAAGUAUGCUGACACUCAUGAGUGGGUGAAGGUUGAUGGUAAUGCUGCUACUAUUGGUAUCACUGAUCAUGCACAAGAUCAUUUAGGCGAUGUUGUGUAUGUUGAAUUACCAGAAGUGGGAACUGCUGUCAAACAAGGUGGCAGUUUUGGUGCCGUAGAGAGUGUCAAGGCUACUAGUGAUGUGAAUUCUCCAAUUUCUGGAAAGGUGGUUGAAGUUAAUGAAGAACUGAACGGCUCUCCUGGUCUGGUCAACUCAAGCCCUUAUGACAAUGGGUGGGUCAUAAAGGUUGAGGUGAGCAACUCGGAGGAAUUGAAUAAGUUGAUGGACUCUGAUCAAUACACCAAGUUCUGUGAAGAAGAAGACUCCAAGCACUGAGAUUGGAUUCUGGGGCAUGUUGCUCUUUUGCAUUACUUAUACAGAAAGGUCUGAUUUCAGGCUCAGUAUGAGAAAUGGUCAACAAGGAUGAUCGAGGAAAUGAUAAUUUUUUUCUUGAUGUUUUUAUGCAACAAAAAGAAAAAGAAAAAAUUCUCAUACUCUUUUCUUUUGGCGAUAAGUUUGCUUCAUAAUAAUCAUUUCAGAACUGCAAGUGAUUUAUCUAAGUUGAAGAUUUGAUUUGCAAAUUUUAUCUUUGGAGUUGAUUUGGUAAGUUGCAGCUACAGAUUUAUUUUUUCUUCACUGUAACUUUCUUCUGGGUGGUGAUUUUUUAAGGGAGUUCAUAACGCAAUCACCCUCUAUGCUCGUGCUCAUUGUCAUGUGCUAAUUUCUUAACUGACAACAGAAUGGUAUAUUGAUGAAAUGAUUUUGUCGAA
This is a messenger RNA of Carica papaya (papaya), 1101 nucleotides long. Its product is annotated as Single hybrid motif superfamily protein. The record is from RefSeq and is a predicted model, not a curated record. Gene Ontology annotation, biological process: glycine decarboxylation via glycine cleavage system; protein lipoylation. NCBI's taxonomy places the organism in Eukaryota, Viridiplantae, Streptophyta, Magnoliopsida, Brassicales, Caricaceae. Gene Ontology annotation, cellular component: glycine cleavage complex; cytoplasm; mitochondrion.